Cariama cristata (Red-legged seriema) is the source of this 930-nucleotide messenger RNA. It is a transcript of the gene MOCS3, whose product is annotated as molybdenum cofactor synthesis 3. The annotation marks the transcript as partial. Gene Ontology annotation, biological process: protein urmylation; tRNA wobble position uridine thiolation. NCBI's taxonomy places the organism in Eukaryota, Metazoa, Chordata, Aves, Cariamiformes, Cariamidae. The record is from RefSeq and is a predicted model, not a curated record. The transcript has a single exon. Gene Ontology annotation, molecular function: thiosulfate-cyanide sulfurtransferase activity; nucleotidyltransferase activity; URM1 activating enzyme activity. Gene Ontology annotation, cellular component: cytoplasm.
ACGGUGCAGUACGUGCCCUACUGCGGCGCCCUGAGCCCUGGCACUGCCCUGGAGUUGGUGCGGCAGUAUGACAUCGUCGCCGACUGCUCCGACAACGUCCCCACCAGGUACUUGGUGAACGACGCCUGUGUUCUGGCUGGAAAACCCCUGGUAUCCGGUAGUGCCCUCCGGCUGGAGGGGCAGCUGGUCGUGUACAACUACCAGGGAGGGCCCUGCUACAGAUGUCUCUUCCCAAUGCCCCCUCCACCAGAGACGGUGACUAACUGUGCAGAUGGGGGAGUGCUGGGUGUUGUGCCAGGCAUCAUGGGGUCCAUCCAGGCCUUGGAAGUGCUGAAGAUUGCCUCGGGAAUGGGUUCCUCCUUCAGUCAGUUCAUGCUGAUGUUUGAUGCCCGUGAAGGGAGAUUUCGCAACAUCAAGUUAAGACCAAAGAAACCAGACUGUGCUGUUUGUGGUGACAAUCCGUCUGUCACCUGCCUUCAGGAUUAUGAGGCAUUUUGUGGUUCUUCUGCAACAGACAAGUGUAGGACUUUACAUCUGCUGUCCAGUAAAGACAGAAUAUCUGUAGAGCAAUACAAAAAACUGUUGGAUGAGCAAGUUCCUCAUGUAUUGUUAGAUGUUCGUCCGCAGGUAGAAGUGGAUAUUUGUCGCCUGGUACAUGCUGUCCACAUUCCUUUGAGUAAAUUAGAAGAAAAAGAUGAAGAAUGUCUGGAAUAUUUAGAAAAAAGGCUUUGUGAAGAAAAGCAGAGAACUAAUGGCCAGACAUCUUUUCCUGUAUACGUGGUUUGUAAAUUAGGAAAUGAUUCCCAGAAGGCUGUAAGAAUUCUGCAGGAGUUACCUGUCAAAGAAUUUGGUUCUGUGUUAGCUAAGGAUAUUAAAGGGGGGCUCAUGGCUUGGGCCAGUAAAAUUGACCCAACAUUUCCUCAGUAUUAG